Messenger RNA from Cervus elaphus (red deer), 2875 nucleotides. Its product is annotated as collagen alpha-1(I) chain-like. The coding region runs from base 1 to 981 and encodes 326 amino acids. The record is from RefSeq and is a predicted model, not a curated record. The transcript has 4 exons. Lineage: Eukaryota; Metazoa; Chordata; Mammalia; Artiodactyla; Cervidae.
AUGGCCGGGAGCGGGUCCCGGGCGGUGCCGUCAGCGCGCUUCACUCUCAGACUUCCUCCGGGCUCUGCGGGGCCCUGGCAGCGCCAGCCGACACGUGUGGCACAGCGGGCUGGGUUGCAAAAUAUAUCCGGCACGGCAGUUGGUGAAGGAGUUAUGCAAUCACCGCCAACUUACGGAAACCACCUCGCUGAGCUCCUGGGAGGCGAGGAGCCUGGCGGUGCCGCCCUGGCCACAGGCUCAGGGCCGGAGAAUCGCGGAACAGACCUGGGGGCAGCUGGCCAUGGCCCCCACGUGCCCCCAACACGCGAGCCCACACACAAGCCCACGUCUUCUUCCAAACACCAAAGGGACGCCGCUCAGGGCUCAUCACGACAGUCCAGCCCGCCCACAGCCCAGUGUGACCCGGGCCCCUGGUCUUCUGGCCCGGGGCCCUGCACACCCACCCAGGCACAGGGACCGGCCUCCAGCCUCCACCGUCCAUCUCCUCCGGACGCCUGGGGCUCAGCCCUGCGUCCACCCGUCCACUCGGCCAGUGGUUGGAAGGAAACCUUCUGGCUGCAACAGUCUGGGAGUCUCGGUCCGCCAGGCCAGGAAGCUCCCCUCCCCCACCCUCGCCCGGGUCCGAGGCCAGCACUUCUGAGGCCGGAAGGGAAGAGGCAUGCCCAGCACCUGCAACAAAGUCCACGAGUCCUGCUCCCCAUCCUCACGAAGUCCCCCCACCCCAUCCUGGCCGUGACCGCCCCCCACGCCAGCCUGCCGGGCACGGCACGGAACAAACCCGGCAGACGACACCGUCAGAAAAGCAACUUAACCUGUGCGCUUCGGCACCCUCUGCGGUCCUUCGGCGUCCUCUGCAGCAUGGAAGGCCUCAGGCCCCACGAGGGGACAAAUGUUCGGCUUCAGGGACUGAUUCAGAAUUAUGCAAUCAGAAAAGUCUGCAGGGAAAUCCAGAUUUCAGCACGAGUUUUGAUGUUACUUUGAUUUGUGGGAAUGUUUUUAAACGAAAUGCACACGCUGCUUUGCUCCCAAGCACUACCCUCCACACGUGGCCUGCACGGCGAUGCCAGGGCCGCUGCUCUGCUUACCAGAGGCGGGCCCGAGGCCUGGACAGGGGGGCAGCUUGGCCAGAGGGGGACGGCUGCAGAACUGGGGUUCAGCCCCGCGUCUGCCUCAGGGCCUGGCUCCUAACCCACUCUGCACGCUGGGUCCUGAGGACCAACGCCCUCUGCUGACCACCCCUGCCACCCCUAAGGGUCCGCUCUCAAGAAGUCUUUUUCCAGAAGUGCGCAAGGGGGAGGCGUCUGUGUAUGUGUGUGUGUGUGAGUGUAAACUAUGAGUGCAUUGCACAUGUGCAUGUGCAAGUGAGCCCAUGUGUGAGUGGGUGGUGUGUGAGUGUGUAUAUGAAGUUGGGGUAUCAGUGUGUGAGUAUGCUGUGUGUGCAUGUGAGUGAGCGGAUGUGGAGGUGGGUAGUGAGUGGGUGUGUAUAUGAAGUUGGGGUGAGUGUGUGUGAGUGUGCUGGGUGUGCAUGGCAGCCCAGGGACUCCCGGAAGCGCUGGCAAGGAAAGAGGGCAGGGGCAGGGGUGAGACUUUGGGAUGGGCCUGAAAAAAUUAGAGAGUGAUUAGUCCACGCCGAAUUGUUUUUCUAAAAUCCUAAUGCAAACAGCAUGUGGGGCAGCGCCCAGAUGGUGCCCGGGAGCCCCCGGCGGGGUCCUCAGGAAACAGGUGCUCUGGGAAUGCUUCCUGCCGCCGGGCGCGGCGGGCGGCAGGCGAGCGAGGUGGGCCUGAGCUCCACCACCGUCAGGCAGCCCGUCCAGCUGAGUGGAAGCCACGGCAGCGGUCACGGCAGCACUGGCCGUGGCUGGACCAGGCCCCACCGCCCGCGGGCCCGGCCUCCCCAGUCACAGGACUGCAGCCCUGACUGGGGCCAGGUGGGGGGAGCUGGGCUGUGUCCACCCUGAGGGGCUGGCAAGAGGCUGGUGAGCAUCUUUACUUGGGAAAGCCAUUGCCCGUCUCUCCCAGGCGUGGCGCCCGCGGAUGGCCCUCCAGCGGCAGACACUCAGCCCUGUCCGCGCACCUCUUCCACAGACGUGGAACCUUCUGCUCCUUGUUCAUCCUUGCUUAUCUGAUAGAGGAAAAUGCCAUCUCCCAGGUGGGCGUCUCCAGCCAAAGAGGGGCACAGUCAUGCUUGUUUUAGGAAGACCGUGAUGGGGGCUAAGCCGAUGACAGCCUGGGGUACAGCCUGGAUUGUGUUCUGACACGAAAAACAUCUCAGCAACUUAAGCAGAUAAGGACUUAUUCUUUUCACAUAAUGAGAAAUCCAAAGUGUUCAGUGGCUGAACCAUGCUUGGGCUAAUAAAUUCUGUUUCUCUUUCCUCAUGGUCACAAGAUCACUGCUGUAGCUCCAGCCAAUAGGUUCCUGCUCUGUACUAUUUCAUCUUGUGAUACACAAUAAUGCUUGUGUGUGUGUGUGGCCUUUUGUUUUUUAAAGAUUGUUUUUGAUGUGGAGCACUUCCUUUUUUUUUUUUUUUUUUAAGUCUUUUGUUGAAUUAGUUGCAAUAUUGUUUCUGUUUUACGGUUUGGUGUUUUUGGCCAUGAGGCAUACCGGAGCCUAGCUCACUGACCAGGGAUCAAACCCUGGCCCUGGAAGGCAGGGUCUCAGCCGCUGGCCCACCAGGCCUGUCCCACCACCAUACUGGUUUUGUUAACUUACUGAUGGGCAUUUGGGUAGCUCGUACUUUGCGGCUGUUAAAAACAACCUAUGUCAGGAGUUCCCUGACAGUCCAGUGGUGAGGACUCUGCCCUUCCACUGCAGGCGGUGCAGCUUUGAUCUCUGGUCGGGGAACUAUGAUCUCACGAGCCAGGUGGCACAGCCAAA